Molecule: messenger RNA, 1859 nt
Organism: Durusdinium trenchii
Lineage: Eukaryota; Dinophyceae; Suessiales; Symbiodiniaceae
Source: the annotation of a GenBank genome assembly
GAAAAGGUCAAUUCUGCCCCAUAGGACUUGGGGCCUUUCUGUAGGACUCGCUGAAAAGACCCACUUGUGGGGCCACCGUGCGUCGGGCAAUUCCAGAAGCAGGCCAUGCGGGAGCUCCUGUUCUCACCGCUCUUCUUCGCGGCGGCCGUCUCCGCUGUCUGUGAACAGCCGAGCGACUUCCAGCGGCAAGCUGUCGGCCUCGCCGCCGCGCUGAAGAGCGACCAACGGGGCCAGGUCCAGGUGCAAGUGCUUUGUGGCGAGGAUGCAGCGGCAGCCGCCGCGCGAGCCGCGACGCACAAGAAGACCGCCUCAACCAAUGGAGAGGCUGUGCUGAGCUGCGCGCGAAAGCUCCAGGAGCUGCUCGAGCAAGAGGCAGAGACCGGCGCCAUUGGCUAUUUGCCACCCCAGAUGUUGGGCCAAAACACACCACAGGAGCGGUAUAGGCUGCUCAAGACGGGCGGUCAGUACAGCCGCCGUGCAGCUGAACAUGGUCGGAAGGAGGAGUACCCCGAGGCGGUCGCUGACCUCUUGCGUGCGCUGCUGCGCGCCAACGUGGACGAGACUGCGCGGGACAAGCUCAUGCGGACCAUGGUUGACUUUCUCAAGAAGGCCGAGAAGCGGCGGUCGAAGAUGGCGGAGGACGGGGACUUGUCGGAGCUCUUCGAAGCUCUGGAGAUGGAAGAUGACGGGAAGGAGAACACAGAUAUCGAUCGCGCUUCUUUGAAGAGGACCUAUCGUGAGCUUUCCAUCAAGUACCACCCAGACAAGAAUCCCGAGUCCGCCGAGCUCUUCGGUAGGAUCCGAGAUGCCUAUGAGAUCUUGAGCGAUCCAGUGAAGAUGCUCCUCUAUGACACAGGUGGCAUGGAUCUCGUGAAGAAGUACGAGAAGGAUGGAGACGGCGAGAUCGAGCGGGUGGAUAACUUCGAGGUGAACCACGAGAUUAGUUUGGAGGAGGCCUACAAGGGAGGCGAGAAGGAGAUUACGGUGAACCGCCGCGUGGUUUGCAGGUCUUGCCGUUUGCGGCCCGAGUUGCCGCGCUGCCGCAAGUGCCAAGCCUGCCCCGGAGAGCGGCGGCAGCGACAGGUUUGGAUGGAUCAGUGGCAUUAUCGUAUCGAGGAGUACGAGGUGCCCAGCGACGAGCGCUGCACCUGGGAUCGACAGAAGUUGAAGUUGCAGAUCGAGCGCGGCACCAUGUUUGGUGACCGAGCACAUUUUCCAAGCAUGGGCAGCCAGCUUCCAAAGCACAUCCCAGGGGAUGCCCUUGUCACCAUCAAGGUGCGAAAGAGUCCAGUCUUCAAACGUUUGGGCGACGAUCUCAUGGCCGAUGUGCACGUGAGCCUUUCCGAGGCGUUGCUGGGCUUUGAGCGUCAGCUCGUCCACCUCGACGGACAUGUGGUGCGAUUCAGCAUGCCGCGAGGGGACGUCUUGAAGCCGGGAUCAGCCUUGCAGAUCGAGGGUGAGGGGAUGCCCCACAAGGAGGACCCUUCAACCGCUGGAAAGCUGGUGAUCCGUUUCCACAUCGACUUCCCACAGAGCAUACCUCCUGCUGCAGGAGAUGCCUUGGAGGCGGCCUUAUCCAAGCUGCCGGGCCAGGCUCGUCCGCGGACACAGCGCGGAGCCGAACUGUGAGGGGAGCCGAUCCGCCAAGACGAUUUGUCCUCCCAACAAAUGGGAUUUCGGCUGAAACGGUGCUGAAAGUGAUUUGACAAGGACCUGCCCUGAGGACGUCAGGUAAGUUGAGUCACGUCAUGAGGACAUCCAGCAACGUCGUGGCCGAAUCAGGGUUCCCGGUGCCCCGUCUCCGUGGUGCCCUGUCUGAGCAACUCUCCGUCCUGUCGGAGUAGACAAGGGAGUAAGGG